This is a messenger RNA of Dermacentor silvarum, 2828 nucleotides long. RefSeq lists its product as uncharacterized. The transcript is spliced from 5 exons. The record is from RefSeq and is a predicted model, not a curated record. Bases 309 to 2513 code for a protein of 734 amino acids. Lineage: Eukaryota; Metazoa; Arthropoda; Arachnida; Ixodida; Ixodidae.
UCUAGCGAAAAGUUGGCGCGCGUAUCUUAUUCGCGGCGUGCGUUGUUUUGUUUCGCUUGUGAAAGCGCGGAAUGCAACGAUGAGCGAGCCUCCUGAGCGACAAAAGAUGACCGAAAAGUACCUUCAAGGGUUACAUCAUCAUGAAGACGGCUACUCUCAUGGUCCUUGGCUGCCGUCAACGAGAGGUAUGCUGUGCGGACAUCAAGAGACCUGAACAAGCCGCCUAAAUAAAUGUCCUAUGCGAGACAUCUGAAAGGCUGCGUCCGCGUGGAAGAUCUGCGAUUCGGCACCCGGCGAACUGGUGAAUCAUGUCGCAAGUGCCGCCAGUAGAACAUGCGAUCGCCACCACAAGCACACCCGACAUGUGCUGCACAGAAUGGAACGCCCUCAACCUCCCCUGCACAAAUGAGCACAAUGCGAGCUGUCGAUUACUGGAGCACUGUCGUGUAUUCAACGAGGUACUUCUUGGCGCUGGCCUGGAGCUUAGGGAAGACAGACGAGCAAAGGGCAGAGCGGGUGCCCUCAUUGCGGUCGCCAAGUCAAGCACUUGCGGGUGUGUCUUGUAUGGAUCAAUGGAAGACCCCCGUAAAGCGAAAGCACUGGACCUUGUUGAGUGUCUACUCGGCCAGCACCACUGCAUUACAGCGGUGGAAUUCAAUUGCAACUUGACGCAACGCCGUUCGUUGCUCCAAGCAGUAAAACGCCAUUGCUCUUUGAAAAGUGUUACUGUCUGGGGAAAUGUUUUCACAUCUGACAGCGCAGCAUGCAUGUUCAAGGUUAUCAAAUCUCUCUCGCAGCUCGAGAGUCUUGCCUUCAAGGUUUACGACUCUCAGAAGGAAUGGGGAAUUGAUACGGAUAUGUCUUGUAGUUCAUUUGACCUAAACAUGUAUCAUCUGACGACUCUCGACGUUGCAGACCUUAUACUGACAGAUAUCCAAGCUUCUCGGCUGGUCCAGGAGCUCAUUGAAAACAACAGCAUCACCGACCUCGCCGUCGGAGAAUGCGUGUUCCUCUCCUGCGACAAAGAUUCCCACCCGCUCUUCAUCAGAUACCUUUCCAGAGAAGAGUCCACGCUGCAGAAGCUCACCCUCAGAUCUGCCAACAUUUUGGAUAGCGGUUUCCUCCUGAGGGAACUCAUCGAGGUGUUCGGCACGAUGAAUAAUUUACAAGAACUGACUGUGGACAUCGUCUUGACGAGGAGAAUAUUCAUAGACGCAGUCACCCUCUUCGCGGAAGUGGUCACUCAGAGCGUCACACUACGCACCCUGACACUGCCUUCGACGAACUGCGGAUGCCAAGCUCCAGUCUGGUCUUCUAGUGCCCAGCUUCCAGACAGCAAAGCUGCGCAAGGGGUGGAGCCCUGGCUCGCAGCCCUUCGAAAACCAAACUCGGCGCUCAACCAGCUCUGCAUCGAUUUGCGCGCCUUCAGCGAACCUGAGUGCUGCGCCUUCUUCGACGCAGUCGCGGGUAAUAACGCUCUGAAGUUGGUGAUCGUCAACUCUUUGCCCUGCAUUGACAGGCUAGACAGGGUCUCCAACGCGAUUCGAGAGCAACGGCUGAACGAUCGAGUGGUCAUCAAGGGGCAUUACAUGUACAACAGCACGAAACAGCUGCAGCAGUGCCCCCAAAUUAGCAGCGUAGCCAUCAGUGCAAGCAAUUUAUGGUUCAGCAGAAACAUCUCCAUGCGUUCAAUUAACUCUGCUUUAAAAUUUGUUGGUGACUGUGCUCACAUAACGACACUGUGGGUUAAUUGUGACUACUUCAAUCGCAAGGCAUUCUCCGCCUUGGCUGCAUGUCUGAGGGGCCCGUCUUCGCUCAUUGAUGUCGACCUAAACAUUAGUCACAUUUGGAACCUUCCUACAAAACAGGAGCGUCGGGACGUGCACACGCAACUUCUAUCAGCACUGGCGUCCAACCUCAAACUAGUCAGAGUCAGCGUUACAGGAGUGCUGCUGUCCGACAAUGACUUGAAAGUGCUCGCGGAUGGUGCCAGCGAGAGUUGCCGGCUCAUAGAUCUCACCAUAACUCCGGCCUGUGUUUCCUAUGCCAUGCAUAAUGAAAUAUGUGGAAAAGAGGGCUGCUGCUUUGUGCACAUGGCCGAAGCGUUCCCGGGAACAUCGGACUUCAAGAACAUGGCGCUGGCGGACAUCUUGGAAGCGACCAGAAGGAAUGCGUCCGCUGUCUCGGCCGCUGCACAGUUCGUGGUAGGCGAGCAAGAUGGCGUCAAAGGGGCACGUGACAUGGAGCUGAUGCACGACCAUCCACGCCUCCUCGAAAUGGUGAGGGAAGGUGCGGGUGUCUCCAGUGCCGAAGCCAAGAAGAUGAUCAGCAGCGCCUGGCUUCGUGUCCGCCGCUGUAGCCUCGAAGAGUUUAUGCGAAUGGCUGGUGUCGUCAAGGAGAAGAUGAAGUGCCUGGGUCAUCCCGAUGCCAGGCCACAGCUCAGCGACAUCAACCACGACUGCUGGCUGAACAUCCGCGAUUUCCUGAAGAUAGCAGACGUUCUGCAAAACUGAGGCACUCAAGGGAUCAGCAACAAGCAGGGCUUCCAAGUCUGUGCGUAGACCAGGGCAAGGCGGGUCCCUUUUGCGUCGACGUAGGGCUGUAACCAGGGGGAGCCACGCAUCAAGUACUUCGACUCGGUUGGCAACCUCUUGACUCGUCACUCUGGCCACACCGCGGAAGCCCGCUGGUGCUACGAAGCCGCCGGUUCCUGCGCGUUUUCUAGUUGGCUGUGUUCCCGUAAUGAUGAAGGUGUCCUAUCGUAGAGCUGCUGGUGUUCAUUUGGCAAAUAGCCAUUUAGAACGGCAUCGGCACUGUGACUGCAGUCC